AUGAAAAUAAUUUCUGUUUACGUUGCUGUUGCAGAGUCACCGGUCGCCUUUAGUAAUAAUACGUCUGUUUCUGCAGGCAAAGAACGUAAGCCAGAUGAGGUUUUUCAAAGUAGGAGAUUCCUAAACUUACAAAAUACUACUAACAUCAAUAACAUUGCAAAUCCUCAGAUUUCUAUAAUAAACACAAUGCCAGAGUCCUCACCUACAAGUAAACAAGAAUCAUCGUGCAUUGUAUUACCACUAGAAAGAUAUGCCAAGAAACAGGCUGAGGUAGUGCAAAAUAAUUCUGUUGAGUUGACAAGUAAUACGAAAGAACUCAGAUUUUGA
Molecule: messenger RNA, 327 nt
Organism: Paramuricea clavata
Lineage: Eukaryota; Metazoa; Cnidaria; Anthozoa; Malacalcyonacea; Plexauridae
Source: the annotation of a GenBank genome assembly